AUGUCUAAUCACACAACUCAGUAUCCACCUGCCCCACCGGCAUACUCGCCCUAUGGAGCACAGCAUCCUCCACCAGCAUAUGUAAAUGCAUCAUCCGCACCUGUUGUUUAUCAGCCACCGUACCCCGGUGGAGGCUACCCACCACAAGGACAUCAGUAUCCACAGCAUGUUCCACCACAACCCUAUGGUGCACCACCACAUGUUCAUGUGCCACCAGCGUACCCCGGUGGAGGCUACCCACCACAAGGACAUCAAUAUCCACAGCAUGUUCCACCACAACCCUAUGGUGCACCACCACAUGUUCAUGUGCCACCACCGGUAGACCGAUCCACGCAGCUCUCUGCUAAAAUGUCCUAUUCCAAUCAGUGCCCAUCAAAGCUACCAAGUGGUCCUCAGGAGUUACCGUACCAAGAGUAUCAACCGGAACCAACUCAUAAUGAAUUUCGACCAGAACAAACCCCACCAAUGACGCAUCAAGCACCUAUAGUGCAACCAGUGAUAGUAAAAGAAGUCCAUCAUUUCGAAGAGCCACAUCAUGAAGAACACGAAAAACACGGAAUUCUGCACAAAAUUACACACCCAUUCAGCAGUGACAAGUAA
Molecule: messenger RNA, 600 nt
Organism: Cylicocyclus nassatus
Lineage: Eukaryota; Metazoa; Nematoda; Chromadorea; Rhabditida; Strongylidae
Source: the annotation of a GenBank genome assembly